AUGUUUACAGGCCUAGUACGCCUCCCCGCACGACGCUCGUCUGCCCGUCUCAACCCCGGUCCCACCCCCACCGCAGAUCGAGCACCUCGGCACCGUCGUCGACAUCGCGCACGACGCCGGCGGGUGCGCGCUCACCGUCGGGACUCCGCCGCGAUCCUCGGCGACUGCCACGUCGGGGACUCGAUCGCGGUCAACGGCGCGUGCCUGACCGUCGUCGAGUUCGACGGCGCGCCCGCCGCGCGCGGCGGCUGGUUCAAGGUCUGGCUCGCGAACGAGACGCUGGACAGGACGGACCUGGGCGAGCGCAAGGUCGGGGACCAGGUCAACCUCGAGCGCGCGAUGGGCGCACACGUGCGGUUCGGGGGCCACUUCGUGCAGGCGCACGUGGACGCCACCGCGACGCUCGUCGAGAAGGCCGCGGACGGGGACUCGCUCCGGCUGCGGUUCGAGCUCCCGGCGGCGACGGCGGCGCGGCCGUCGCUGCUCCCGUACCUCGUCCCGAAGGGCUACGUCGCGCUCGACGGCGCGUCGCUCACGCUGACCGCGGUCGACGACGCCGCGCGCGCGUUCGCGGUCAUGCUCAUCACGCACACCCAGGCCAAGAUCACGCUCGGGCGGAAGCCGCUCGGCGCGCGCGUCAACGUCGAGGUCGACAUGCUCGGCAAGUUCGUCGAGAAGAGCGUGCGCGCGGCGCUCGGCGCGGGCGCGGACGGGGCCGCGGGCCCGGUGCGCGCGCUGGUGGAGAAGGUGGUGGAGGAGGUGUUGGCGAAGAAGGGGAUUGCGUGA
Molecule: messenger RNA, 786 nt
Organism: Epithele typhae
Lineage: Eukaryota; Fungi; Basidiomycota; Agaricomycetes; Polyporales; Epitheliaceae
Product: Lumazine-binding protein
Exons: 3
Coding region: 1-786 (261 amino acids)
Biological process (GO): riboflavin biosynthetic process
Molecular function (GO): riboflavin synthase activity
Source: RefSeq, a predicted model, not a curated record